AUGGCACACUCGGCGCUCGCGAACACAAAGCUCUUCCCGCCCGCGCCUCUCCCCACGGUCGACAUCCUGCCCCCGCGCCUGCACAACGGCUCGUCCAGCACCACCUUCGUCUCCAGCGCCAAGGGCCUCGACGGCGUCAAGGUGCACGACGCCAACGCCACGGCCUACGACUGGUGGUACUUUGACGCCAUGGGGGAGGGCGCGGCCAGCUCCGGUGCUGUCGUCUUUUACAACAAGGGGCCCCUGGGCUUCCUGGGCCCGACCGACCUGGGGUCCUCCGUGGCCGUUCAGAUCUCGGGCACCUUCCCCAACGACACCCUCUUCGACACGUGGUUCCCCGUGGCCGGAGGCGCCGCUGUCGUGUCGGCCGGCCAGGCCUCCAGCCGCGCCUACCUUGGCCCCGGCAACACCACCUGGGCCGCGAGGUCGGACGCGUCAGAGUACAUCGCGCCUCCGCACUACCCCUGCUCCCCCGUCCACGCCAACGAGACGAUGGAGGUCUUUGAGGGCCUGGGAUACCACGACAAGAACUGGGGCGUCAGACCCCUCCGCGAAAAAGUCCACAGCUGGUACUGGGGCCACGCCAUUGUCGGCCCCUACGUGGUCGUAUGGCUGACGGGGCUCGACUUUGCUGGCACCGAGCACCGCAGCGGCUACGUGGUGCGCGACGGCAAGAUAAUCUACUCGGGCUGUGGCGACAUCGAGGCGCGCCCCGUCGGCGCCGCACACCCGCCCGUCGCCGGCGAGCUCGAGACCUGGGAGCCGCGCGGCUUCACCGUGACCGUGGACUUGGGCCCGAGCACGGCGGCCUGCUGCGCACCGAGGUGA
This is a messenger RNA of Gaeumannomyces tritici R3-111a-1, 828 nucleotides long. RefSeq lists its product as hypothetical. Bases 1 to 828 code for a protein of 275 amino acids. The record is from RefSeq and is a predicted model, not a curated record. The transcript has 4 exons. Lineage: Eukaryota; Fungi; Ascomycota; Sordariomycetes; Magnaporthales; Magnaporthaceae.